Molecule: messenger RNA, 1940 nt
Organism: Glossina fuscipes
Lineage: Eukaryota; Metazoa; Arthropoda; Insecta; Diptera; Glossinidae
Exons: 1
Coding region: 733-1395 (220 amino acids)
Source: RefSeq, a predicted model, not a curated record
GGCCCGUUCAGUAUUGAGCAUGCCACAGUUGAACAGCGUCAUUCAGAGCGUGUGGACCUUAAUUUCAAUUUGGCGGAAGCAACAUUUCAAAAACUUUUAAAUCAAUUUCCCCCAAUUUCACUUCACACAGCACCCUUGUGUCGUUCUCUUAAACUCUCUCUAUCUGUCUAUCUCUAUCUCAGACACUCGUUCAAUCGAAAUUCAUUCGUUUUGUGUACUUUGUAAGCGUUUUGUGUGUACAUACACAGAAUUUCGCGUGCGUUCGUUCGUUCGUUCGUUCAUUUGUUUGUUCAUUUAAUACGUUCGGUCCUCUUUUUACAAAGGUGUUGUUGUAACUGAGAAAUCAAGAAUUUCUAGUUUGGAUUCAAUUUACAAUAAAUUGAAUUUUGAGUUUGUGUGAAUUUGCAUAAAAUUAUUUAACAUAUUUUUUGGCUAAACUCCUUGGCGAGUUGCAAUAAAUCAGUAAAAGUGGAAACUCCAAGGGCAGAAACUCCAAUCAAAACGGAAUCCGUAACAGAGGACGAGGUACCGGUAACAACGCCAACCACACCACCAUCACCGUCGGCAACCGCAACAACACCGUGUUCAGGAGGAGGUGCACCAAAACCGACACCGACACCGACCCCGACGACAGCGACAGCGACAGCGACCGCGACCGCGACCGCGACCGCGACCGGGACAGCGACCGUAACUGUAAAACCAACGAGCGGACCUUCUUCGAAACGCUUCAAAAUGGCCGAAAACUGCAGUAAGUGCAAAAAAGUGAUUACCUCUAAGGAGACGGGCAUAAAUUGCAGUUGUCAAAAAAAAUUCCAUCGCAGUUGUGUGAAUAUUGAUGAUACCUUAUUUGAAGCCAUCCAAAAGAAUCCGAUGAUUGUGUUCAGUUGCGACGAUUGUCGCCAGCAAUCGCCUAAAGCUAUGGCAGCUAAAUUGCAAGCAUUAGACGAAAAAUUAAAUAAAGUCAGCAAUGGGGUCAAUCAAAUACAGGGACGCAUGUACCAGCAGUAUUUUCAAUUUGGCAACGCUAACAAUCAGGGCGAUGCCAAGAAGCAAACCAACAAUCUAAUUGUGGUCGGUAAUAAUUGCAAUUCGGAUCGUUUGCAGGUCGUCUGCGAUUAUGGGCGUUGGGUGCAGGUUGGCAAAUUUGCCACUUCCACCUCCGAGGAGGAUAUAAUUGAGCAUUUGGCUCAAGAACUGAAAAUCAAUAAAAAUCUAGUCAAAUGCACUAAACUGGUUAAAAACGAUGCCAAUUUGGCUGCAUUGUCAUAUUGUAAAUUUAAGAUUUCCAUACCGGACUAUCGCUUCAAUGAGCUGUUCAACGAGGCUAUUUGGCCCAGCGGUGUAAUGGUGUCGCCCUUCACUCCACGUUCUCAGCUAAAUCAGAAUCGCAUUUAAGUGAGGUUGGACCGUGGGGGCGGCCGGGAGAGUGGUGGAGGAGCAUUAGAGACCGUUACGAGACGUCGUAGAAAGAAACGAAAAGAGCGAAAGUUAUCAAAAAUCGAACAGAGCGAAGCAAUUGUUAAAACCAGUGAGAAAAGCACCAGUACGGAGCAUGAAAAUGAGCAUGAGCAUGAGCAAGAGCAAGAGCAAGAGCAAGACCAAGACCAAGAACCGGAGGAAGAAGAAGAAGAAGAGCAAGCUCACACGGACGAAGAAUUAGAAAAUGAAUAAACUGCAUAUGAAGCAUAUGAACGAUUUGGUAGGUCGGAGGAUAUUUUAAAGUUUGAUUGUAUUGAUGGGGUGGAUAGAAGUGAAUACAAAUACAUUGAUACAUUGGCUGGGCCCACAACAAUAAUAACAGCAACAACAACAACAACAACAAUUUUUCGAAAACUUUUAAGCAGUUCACAGAUAUGACGUUUUUUACAUGCAAUUGUUCUUUUUUUUUCCUCGUUUCCUUUUUUUUUCUCUCUCUAUCUCUGUCUCUGUCUUUCUCUCUC